Eurytemora carolleeae is the source of this 937-nucleotide messenger RNA. RefSeq names its product trypsin-1. The transcript is spliced from 9 exons. Gene Ontology annotation, biological process: proteolysis. Gene Ontology annotation, molecular function: serine-type endopeptidase activity. Bases 58 to 888 code for a protein of 276 amino acids. Lineage: Eukaryota; Metazoa; Arthropoda; Copepoda; Calanoida; Temoridae. The record is from RefSeq and is a predicted model, not a curated record.
CCACUGUAGUAAACAUGAUAAUAGUUUUUAACUGCGUAAUUUGCUUUCUAGGUGAACAUGAUUCGCGCUGUAUUAUUAUGCUCACUGCUCUGCCUAGUUCGAGGAUCUCCAGCUGGAUCCUUGAAGUCUAAACUUGACUUUCAAGGCAAGAUUGUUGGAGGACAGGAGGCUGAACCUCAUGCGUAUCCCUGGCAGAUAUCCCUACAGUACCAUGAUUUUAUCAUUGGUGCCUAUUACCAUACCUGUGGUGCCACUAUCGUAGAUGAAUACCAUAUUGUUUGCGCCGCUCAUUGCAUAGAUGGAAGGAAGGCAAACAAUUUCAAGGUUAUUGCGGGAGCUCACAAUAUUGGAACCUUUGCUGGAGAAGAUGGACAUCAAGUUAGAAAGGUUGUUGAUAUGUGGAAACAUGAGUCCUAUGAUUCCAAUAUCAUCACCAAUGAUGUCUCUCUACUCAGACUUGAUGAACCAUUGGAGUUUAAUGAUAUCAUCCAACCCCUGAGAAUGGCUGAGAAAGGAGUUGAACCAGAAGAAGGUGUAGUCUGUAUUAACUCUGGAUGGGGAUCUAUCUCUGACACCAGUAUUGCCAACAUGCCUAACAAACUACAGUUUGUUGACCUGCCUAUUGUUGGACGUGAAACAUGCCAGGAUAACUAUAAUGGAAUCAAUGGCGUAGAUGAAGGUAUGGUCUGUGGUGGACAAUCUGCAGGAGGAAUAUCCCCCUGCUCCGGAGACUCUGGUGGACCCCUUGCCUGCCCUGAUCAGGAUGGUUAUUAUCUUGCAGGUAUUGUAUCCUGGGGUAUGAUCCCCUGCGGUCAACCUAACUACCCUGGAGUAUUCACUAAUGUUGGGUUCUACAGAGAUUGGAUAGAUGAACAUAUGAGCAUGUAGUUGAUAUUUAGUUUAUAAUUGAAACAAAAUAUUUAGUUCUAUUAGUUUA